Molecule: messenger RNA, 672 nt
Organism: Stereum hirsutum FP-91666 SS1
Lineage: Eukaryota; Fungi; Basidiomycota; Agaricomycetes; Russulales; Stereaceae
Exons: 6
Coding region: 1-672 (223 amino acids)
Source: RefSeq, a predicted model, not a curated record
AUGAACCCUCUCCAACUCUUACAAAGUCUCUACAAAUCUCAACACCUCUUGGAAGGUGUCCUCUCAGACAGCUCAGUCGUCAUUGAAGUCCUCGAAGGCGCCGAGCGGCGUGUCGAGGAUGCCGAGCAACGCGUCCAGGAUGCGGACGAGCGCACCAACGCCGCAGAGGCUAAGUAUGCCGCAUUGCGGCAGUUCAUCUGUGCCGCUUUGCUCUCUGAGGUUCAACGAUUGGCCGAAGAGCAACGCGUGGAAGGCGUCCUGGGUGUCCUCGCCCCGGACGACAGAGAUGCAGAGAACGUCGACUUGUUCGACCAGCUCGUCGCCCACUUUAGGCACUCCGUGGAGGCUGACGAGCCUGCUCCGGCAGCCAAUGGACGCAACGUUGAUGCCCGGUCUAAGAAUUUCGCUCAGCCCGCAAGCGAGACCACUUCUGAUGUGGACAUGACCCUGCUUUAUCCUGGUGGAGGAUCCCGCACGAUGUCAAACACGCCACCUGCUGCUGGGCCAAGCACUAGUACUGGCGCGGUCAAAGGGGAAGGAAAAAGAGAGAUCGAAGAGGGCUCCUCUGUAAUCGCUGCACCUCGACGACGGAGUUCCCGCUUGAAGCGGAACUCGGAGGGCGGUGCGCAUACCGAGGGUAAAAGAGCCAAGUCUGUCGUCUCUAAUGUUUGA